This is a messenger RNA of Lemur catta (Ring-tailed lemur), 1539 nucleotides long. It is a transcript of the gene TFDP2, whose product is annotated as transcription factor Dp-2. NCBI's taxonomy places the organism in Eukaryota, Metazoa, Chordata, Mammalia, Primates, Lemuridae. The record is from RefSeq and is a predicted model, not a curated record. Gene Ontology annotation, biological process: regulation of transcription by RNA polymerase II; regulation of cell cycle. The transcript has 12 exons. Gene Ontology annotation, cellular component: transcription regulator complex; nucleus. Gene Ontology annotation, molecular function: RNA polymerase II transcription regulatory region sequence-specific DNA binding; DNA-binding transcription factor activity, RNA polymerase II-specific. Bases 106 to 1449 code for a protein of 447 amino acids.
GGAUGUUCUUUUAAAGAAUUAUUGAAGACGAAGUUUUUUUUUUGUUUUUGCUUUUUGUUUGUUUUUUAAUGGCUUUACAGAAUCUUAAAUAGAAUACAGUUUGACAUGACGGCAAAAAAUGUUGGUUUGACUUCCACAAAUGUAGAACUAAGAGAAUUUAUAGAUCAGAAUCUCAGUCCAACAAAAGGUAACAUUUCAUUUGUUGCAUUUCCAGUUUCCGGCACCAACUCACCAACAAAGAUUUUACCAAAAACCUUAGGACCAAUAAAUGUGAAUGUUGGACCCCAAAUGAUUAUAAGCACACCACAGAGACUAACCAGUUCAGGAAGUGUUCUGAUUGGGAGUCCAUAUACCCCUGCACCAGCAAUGGUUACUCAGACACACAUAGCAGAAGCUACUGGCUGGGUCCCCGGUGAUAGAAAACGGGCUAGAGAAUUUAUAGACUCUGAUUUUUCAGAAAGUAAACGAAGCAAAAAAGGAGAUAAAAAUGGAAAAGGCUUGAGACAUUUUUCAAUGAAAGUGUGUGAGAAAGUUCAGCGAAAAGGUACAACAUCAUAUAAUGAAGUAGCUGAUGAGCUGGUAUCAGAGUUCACCAAUUCAAAUAAUCAUUUGGCAGCUGAUUCGCAGGCUUAUGAUCAGAAGAACAUUAGGCGAAGAGUUUAUGAUGCUUUAAAUGUGCUAAUGGCAAUGAACAUAAUUUCAAAGGAAAAAAAGGAAAUCAAGUGGAUUGGCCUACCUACCAACUCUGCUCAGGAAUGUCAAAACCUGGAGAUAGAGAAGCAGAGGCGGAUAGAACGGAUAAAGCAGAAGCGGGCCCAGCUGCAAGAACUUCUCCUGCAGCAAAUCGCUUUCAAAAACCUGGUACAGAGAAAUCGACAAAAUGAACAGCAGAAUCAGGGUCCUCCAGCUCUGAACUCUACCAUUCAGCUGCCAUUUAUAAUCAUCAAUACAAGCAGAAGAACAGUCAUAGAUUGCAGCAUCUCCAGUGACAAGUUUGAAUAUCUCUUUAAUUUUGACAACGCUUUUGAGAUCCAUGAUGACAUAGAAGUACUAAAGCGGAUGGGAAUGUCCUUUGGCCUGGAGUCAGGCAAGUGUUCUCUGGAGGAUCUGAAACUUGCUAAAUCCCUGGUGCCAAAGGCUUUAGAAGGUUAUAUUACAGAUAUCUCCACAGGACCUUCUUGGUUAAAUCAGGGACUACUUCUGAACUCUACCCAAUCAGUUUCAAAUUUAGACCUGACCACUGGUGCCACCUUACCCCAAUCAAGUGUAAACCAAGGGUUAUGCUUGGAUGCUGAAGUGGCCUUAGCAACUGGGCAGUUCCUGGCCCCAAACAGUCACCAGUCCAGCAGUGCCGCCUCUCACUGCUCUGAGUCCCGAGGUGAGACCCCCUGUUCAUUCAACGAUGAAGACGAGGAAGAUGACGAGGAGGAUUCCUCCUCCCCAGAAUAAAGACAGGAGAAAGCCUACGUUUUAAUGUUUGAUGCUCAUGUGUGUUUUUAGUGUGAGCUCUUAUUUUUGAAAUGAUUGCUUCAGUCUUUG